UUUUUCUUUAAUACACCUGAAAGGAAUUAAGAAAAAGAAAGGAAAAAUUAAACAAAAGCCCAUGCGACCGAAUAUUUUGAUAUGUUCCUCCUGCUUCCCCUUCCUCCGCGCCUCCUUCUGCCUCACCAACCCCCUUUCUCUGGCCUUUGAGAAACAUAUCAGUCGUUGCAAAUCACAGGUCAGUCAAUCGAUCCAACGAACCAGAUGGCUCUGUCGACAUCUUUUCGUUCCAAUCUCAUCAAACCCCUUACCGCCCUCACCGCCUUAUCGUCCACCCAGCAUCUCCGCCGUCCCUUUUCCUCCUCCGCCGACGACAGCACCGUCCUCACCAUCGAGACCAGCGUCCCCUUCGUCGGCCACAAAUGCGAGCCACCCUCGCGCAAUGUCGAAACCACUCCCAAAGAACUGCUCGGAUUCUUCCACGAUAUGGCGUUGAUGCGGCGGAUGGAGAUUGCUUCCGACUCCCUCUAUAAAUCCAAGCUGAUCCGCGGUUUCUGCCACCUCUACGAUGGACAAGAAGCGGUGGCCGUUGGUAUGGAGGCCGCAAUUACCAAAAAGGAUUGCAUCAUCACAGCCUAUCGCGACCACUGCAUCUACCUCGGCCGCGGCGGAACCCUAGUCGAGUGCUUCUCCGAGCUCAUGGGCCGUCAGGCCGGAUCUUCCAAGGGGAAAGGUGGCUCCAUGCAUUUCUACAAGAAGGACAGCGGUUUCUAUGGCGGCCACGGUAUCGUCGGAGCUCAAGUUCCUCUUGGUUGCGGGUUGGCCUUUGCGCAGAAGUACUCCAAGGACGAGACUGUGACAUUCGCGAUGUACGGUGAUGGAGCAGCGAAUCAGGGGCAGUUGUUCGAGGCACUUAAUAUAGCGGCGCUUUUGGAUUUGCCAGCGAUUUUGGUUUGCGAGAACAAUCACUAUGGGAUGGGUACGGCUGAGUGGAGAGCAGCCAAGAGUCCAGCAUAUUACAAGCGCGGGGACUAUGUUCCUGGUUUGAAGGUAGAUGGUAUGGAUGCUCUUGCGGUGAAACAGGCAUGCAGAUUUGCUAAGGAGCAUGCUUUAAAAAAUGGACCCAUUAUUCUUGAAAUGGACACUUAUAGGUACCAUGGUCACUCCAUGUCUGAUCCUGGGAGCACCUACCGUACACGUGAUGAGAUUUCUGGUGUGAGACAGGAGCGUGAUCCAAUUGAAAGAAUAAGAAAGCUGAUCUUAUCUCAUGAGCUGUCCACUGAAGCAGAGUUAAAGAGUAUUGAGAAGAAAAUCAGAAGUGAAGUAGAUGAUGCUAUUGCACAAGCCAAGGAAAGUUCAAUGCCGGAGCCUUCUGAACUCUUCACCAAUGUAUAUGUGAAAGGUUUUGGGAUUGAGGUGGCAGGAGCAGAUAGGAAAGAAGUUAGAGGGGUGCUUCCAUGAGUCCAAAAUUCUCUGAAGGUUCCAACAGCCCCACCAAAAUAAAUAAAAGGUUUAAUUGAAGAGGAGCAUGUCUUGCUGGAUCCUCUUUGAUCCUUAUUCCCUGUAUAGGAAAUUGAUUCUUCCCAAGUCACGGUGUAGAAUUUUUACCUUCAAGGUAUGUAGUUUUCUGGGGGAUGUUUGCAACCCAACAUUUCAAAUUUAAUGUGUUACUUUUGUGCUUCUGGCAUCACUGAAAAUUAAAUUUCACUUUGAUUAGUGAAAAGAUUUUUUGCAUGAAUCUAUUGGUGAGCUGCCAAAAGUUUAGCAUUUUGAUUUUCA
This is a messenger RNA of Vitis vinifera (wine grape), 1719 nucleotides long. Its product is annotated as pyruvate dehydrogenase E1 component subunit alpha, mitochondrial. Gene Ontology annotation, biological process: pyruvate decarboxylation to acetyl-CoA. Gene Ontology annotation, molecular function: pyruvate dehydrogenase (acetyl-transferring) activity. Lineage: Eukaryota; Viridiplantae; Streptophyta; Magnoliopsida; Vitales; Vitaceae. Gene Ontology annotation, cellular component: intracellular membrane-bounded organelle. The record is from RefSeq and is a predicted model, not a curated record. The transcript is spliced from 8 exons. Bases 205 to 1401 code for a protein of 398 amino acids.